CUCUCUCUCUCUCUCUCUCUCUCUCUCUCUCUCUCUCCAUCUUAGAUUUAGUCAUAAAUUACCAACCCCUGAUGAUGGAUUGGUAUUCCUUCAUUGAAUUGGUCACAAGAACUCAUGAACUCCAUUGUUCCAGCGCUGAGCUCCAUAGUUUUUGCUUUCUUAGACUUCUUGGACCUUAUUCUCUGCUUCUUUUACAAAUUUGCAGAUUCAUUACUUGAAGAAACAAGUCUCCCCUGUUAUUGCCACCAUGAAAAUAGUGCAGAAAACAGGGUACGCGAUGCCAUUGAUGAAGAAGAUGAGGUUUCUGAGACUCUAAACCGGAGAGAGAACAGAUUCAGAGCCUUCCUGAUUAGAAUUCAGAAAAUGGGUUUCCUUAAAAUGAGAGAAAAAGAGAGAAAUGAGGAAGCAGGUGGUGCUUUAAUGAGGCCAAGGUGGUCUGAUUGUCACUGUGAAGCCUGUGUGUCAUGGCUUGGGAAAGAGAAGCAGCUGCUUCAUGUUGCAGUGAGAGAACCAGCACCAGGUCCAAAAGGAAACAAGGUUGAAGAUGUGAUUCUCAUACAUGGGAUCCUAUCAUCGUCACUGAUUUUUACAGAGACAGUCUUUCACAAUCUCUCAGACAAUGCAGACGGAAAAUUCCGGCUUUUCGCGCCGGACCUUUUGGGUUUUGGGAGAAGCCCCAAGCCAUUUGAGAGCUUAUACAGAUUGAAAGACCACUUGGGAAAGAUUGAAGACUCUGUGAUCAAGCCUUUUGGCAUUGAAUCCUUCCAUCUGGUUGCUCAUUCCAUGGGUUCCAUCAUUGCCUUGGCCUUAGCUGCAAAAUACCCCAAUGCUGUUAAAUCUAUCACAAUAAUUGGGCCGCCAUAUUUUCCCACUUCUUCAAUGGAGAAGGCGAGCUUCACAGCUCUAAUCGGAUUGGCAGAAAGGCGAAUAUGGCCAUUGUUGCUAUUCUGGUCAUCAGUAAUGUCAUGGUAUGAGCAUUUGGGGAGAACUGUGUGCUUCAUAAUAUGCAAGCACCAUAGAUUUUGGGUAUGGAUCAUCAAGCUCUUCACAUUCAAUAGGGGAAAGCAUUUCAUUAUCUCAGACUUGACCAAACACACACAUCAUUCUGCUUGGCACAAUAUGCACAAUGUGAUAUGUGGUGGAGCCAAGUACAUGGAUAACUACUUAGAAACUGUAAAGAGAUCAGGGUGCCCACUUAAAAUUUUGCUAGGGGGGAAUGACCAUUUGGUCCCCAUGAAAUGUGGCUUCCAAAUUAAGCAAAAGGUCCCUUCAGCUGAAGUGGAAGUCAUCCCUAAUGCAGAUCAUUGUACUGUGAUUCUAAAGAGAGAAAGGGAAUUCACCAGAGAUCUUGAACACUUUUGGGCUUUUGCAAGCACUUGAAGCAAUGAAUCUUUGUUUAUGGAGCAGUGAGAGAUAUAUUCUUUGUUCUAAAAUUCUCUCUUAUCUUUUUUUCAAAGAAAUCAAUUCUUU
This is a messenger RNA of Amborella trichopoda, 1470 nucleotides long. RefSeq names its product alpha/beta-Hydrolases superfamily protein. NCBI's taxonomy places the organism in Eukaryota, Viridiplantae, Streptophyta, Magnoliopsida, Amborellales, Amborellaceae. The record is from RefSeq and is a predicted model, not a curated record.